CCUCGGGGGUCUGAUGGCAGCAUGGCGGAGGUAGGGGCACCGGACGAGUCGUCGGACAGCGAGCCGGAGCAGGAGCCCGGAACCCCCCAGAAACUCAUCCGAAAAGUGUCCACGUCCGGCCAGAUCCGCAGCAAGACGGUGCUGAAGGAAGGAAAUCUGAUGAAGCAGACCAACUCGUUCCAGCGCUGGAAGAGAAGAUACUUCAAACUGAGAGGGAGGACGCUGUACUACGCUCAGACCUCUAAGGUGAGCCGGUCUACUACGCUCAGGUGGAGGACUAGACUCUGUCCUACAUUCAGACCUGUAUGGUAGAAGGUGGAGGAC
Anarrhichthys ocellatus (wolf-eel) is the source of this 324-nucleotide messenger RNA. RefSeq names its product diacylglycerol kinase delta-like. Lineage: Eukaryota; Metazoa; Chordata; Actinopteri; Perciformes; Anarhichadidae. The transcript is spliced from 2 exons. The coding region runs from base 22 to 312 and encodes 96 amino acids. The record is from RefSeq and is a predicted model, not a curated record.